This is a messenger RNA of Styela clava, 1101 nucleotides long. RefSeq lists its product as uncharacterized. Lineage: Eukaryota; Metazoa; Chordata; Ascidiacea; Stolidobranchia; Styelidae. The record is from RefSeq and is a predicted model, not a curated record.
CUGUCUUUUAGUUCAACAAAGAUACUUUUAGAUCAUGAUGAUCCGCACGAAUAUACUAAAACAGGUUACUAGGUAAUACAAAAGUUGCAGAAAAUAAAUUACAAAAUGAAGAUCACACCUGUUGUUCUCCUUUGUUGCUGCAUAAUAGCAAAAGCUCUACAGUUUGAAGAAUUUGACUACAAGAAAGAUUUUGAUAAAAAUCUCGAAAAAGAAUAUCUUCCAAAUUUUCUGGAUGAAAAAAGUAUUGAAGCGGAGAUUGACACCCAAUUCGACGACGAUGAAGACUUUGAACCAGACCUUGAAAGAAAUUUUGAAGCAAUAUUCGAGGAUGCUUUUGAGCAUGAUUAUGAAAAAGAUUUGACGGAACAGAAUCUUGCUUUUUGUCGCGAGUUCAAGUUAUGUAAGAGAGACGGGGAUGGGUUCAAAAUUGGAUGUGCUGGGUUUAAGAAUAAUUAUAAGCACAGAAAAACAUCAUUCCCUGGUGUCUGGAAGAAUAGAGCUGGAACGUUUUGCGUCAAUUGUCAAGAGAAAUGCGGAGGAACAAGAGGCUCAAGUAAAUUAGGUUAAUUACUGAUUGAAACAAAUUUGGUAACGAAUUUACGUCAAUGUUUGUAACCGGAAGAGGAAGAGAAAAUAAGAAUGGAUUUAAAUUAUGUUUUUUUUUCAAGUUUUCAUUUCCAUCCUAAAACUGAUCAUGGAAAUUGUGUGCUCGAAUUAAAUAAAAUAAUUUCUUCCCAUAUUGAAAAUAACUCAUGCUGAAUUAAUUUACCAGCAACGUGUAAUCGAGAUUCUGCUUAUUCGCCAACAAUAUAUGUUUCAAAACAUUAUUUGAAUAACUAGAAGUAUUUUCACUACUCUUGCGUGUUUGAAAACUUUAGAAAGGGGAUUAUUGACUAUUCAUCACAUCUUAUUCCAUUUUUUUUAAUUGCGUAUAUUGUAUAUCGACAGGUGGAACUAUAAUAAGUCAGUAAUUAGUAAAUUUUUGUUAAUGACUAUUUACUUAUUCAAACUUCUGAAUAACGCAUUCAUUUAAUCUACAAAGGCAUUGAUGUUUAUUCAACUUCUCUUUUUAGCAGUAAGCUAAUAGACUUAAAUUAAGGU